Messenger RNA from Ipomoea nil (Japanese morning glory), 993 nucleotides. RefSeq lists its product as uncharacterized. The transcript has a single exon. Lineage: Eukaryota; Viridiplantae; Streptophyta; Magnoliopsida; Solanales; Convolvulaceae. The record is from RefSeq and is a predicted model, not a curated record. The coding region runs from base 1 to 993 and encodes 330 amino acids.
AUGAACCAGUUGCAGUUUGACUUCCAAACUAUGGGACAAACUGCUCAACAUUAUGGUGGUCGAGGUACAACUGUUCCUGAUUCUGCUAUUCCUUUUUACCAUUCUCCAAUACCCCAAAUGACAACGACAUUCAGCCACGGGUUUACAGAGAGGGAUGACCAAGAAAUGAUGUCAUAUGACCCCUCAACAAAUGUCAUCUGCAUCGGAAUGGUUUUACCAGAUUUUCCCACACUAAAAAAAGCUGUAUCAACAUACAGUAUUCAUCAAAGGCGGCGCUUCAUAACGAAUCACAAGAAAAAAAACAAUUGGAAAAUCUCGUGUCCAAAUUUCCAUGCAAUACCUUCUUGUGGCUGGACAUUAUCAGCAAGGAAAUUGCAUGGGGCAUCUUCUCAAUGGAUGGUGACAAAGUUCUUUGAUACACAUGACUGCACAGUACAAUACAACCAAGGAGGGGCAAACAGAAUGUGCAGCAGCGCAUUAAUUAGCGAUUUGAUUUUCCAAAAGAUCGUUGCAGACCCACAGUACAAAAUCAAACACAUCCAAGUAGAUGUGCGACAACAUUACGGUGUGGACAUUUCAUACAGGAAGGCAUGGUACGCCCGACAAAAAUGCAUUGAAAUGCAGUACGGGAAUUUUCAACAAUCCUACAAUGAUCUCCCACAAUUCUUGUGUAACUUGCAAGUGUCCAACCCGGGAACAAUUGUCGAGAUGGAGUGUAUUCCUUCCGAACUACGUGGUUCUGAAUACAUGCAUUUCAGGUAUGCAUUCUGGGCUUUCAAGCCGACAAUUGAUGGAUUCCGCUACUGCGUCCCAGUUAAUUGUAUUGAUGGUACACAUUUGUACAACCGGUACAAAGGGCAUCUCUUUCUAGCAUGCGGAUACACUGCAAACAAGGAAAUAUAUCCACUGGCUUAUUUAAUAGUUGACUCGGAAAAUAAUGCUAACUGGACUUGGUUUCUACGACUACUCGCUGUACAUGUCUUUCCCGAUUAG